UCCUUAUCUUGCAACAAACAAAAUAAAAAGUCCAGUUGCAGACAGCAGUGCACUGCAACGCGUUUGGACAAGAACACAAACAGAGCAACGCAAACUUAUCAUGGAUGUCUCCACCACAUUAGGGUUAGCGGGGUUGGUUUUAACUUUGCUCUGGUGGUUGACAGCUAAGUAUAGAAGUAAUGUCAAUUUACCCCCAGGUCCCCGUGGACUCCCACUACUGGGGAACCUUCUACAGCUGGACAAACUCGCACCUUUCACAACGCUGCUCAAGCUCAGUGCCAGCUACGGCCCGGUGAUGACUCUACAUUUGGCUAACCAGCGGUUGGUGGUUCUUGUCGGGUACGAUGUGAUAAAGGAGGCCCUGGUGGAGAAUCCAGAUGAUUUCACCUCUAGGGGACCUAUUCCUCUCCUGGUCAGGGCGACCAGGGGCUACGGCUUGGCCAUCAGUAAUGGAGAGCGGUGGAAGCAGCUGCGUCGCUUCACCCUGUCCACGCUCAGAGACUUUGGCAUGGGGCGGAAGGGGAUGGAGGAUUGGAUCAAAGAGGAGAGCAGACACCUGGUGGACCGCAUCACUAGCACUAAAGCAAGUCCCUUCGAUCCAACCUUCUUAAUGAGCUGCACCGUCUCCAACGUGAUCUGCUGCCUGGUGUUUGGUGAGCGCUUCAGCUACGAUAAUGAACACUUCCUCAGCCUUCUGAAGAUCAUCUCACAGACGUUAAAACAUUUCAGCAGCCCUGUCGGCCAGCUGUACAACGUCUUCCCCUGGCUGCCGGACCGACUUUCGAGGCGGCAUCGUGCUGCUUUCAACGACAUUGAAAAGCUCCGCAAGUUCAUCAUGGAGAACAUCGUGGAGCACCAGGACACCAUGAACCCCAGCGCCCCCAGAGACUACAUCGACUGUUUUCUGACCCGACUCAAACAGGAGAAGGACAAUCCCACUUCUGAGUUUACACUUGAAAACUUGGAGUCCACUGUGUUGAAUCUGUACCUGGCAGGAACGGAGACAACCAGUACAACCAUCAGAUUUGCACUGAGUGUGCUCAUAAAAUACCCUGACAUACAAGAGCACAUGCAGCGAGAGAUUGCCUCUGUCAUUGGGUCAGAACGUUGCCCAAAUAUGGAAGACAAGAAGUCCCUCCCCUUUACGGAUGCAGUGAUCCAUGAAGUCCAGAGGCUUCUGGACAUCGUCCCAAUGAAUCUCCCUCACUAUGCUGAGCAUGACAUCUCAUUCAGGGGCUAUGACAUCCCCAAGGGCACCAUGAUCAUUCCCAUGUUGCACUCUGUUCUGAGAGAAGAGAAACACUGGGCAACCCCCUGGUCCUUCAAUCCCCAGCACUUCCUGGACCCGGAUGGCAACUUCAAGAAGAACCCUGCAUUUCUUCCAUUCUCAGCAGGGAAGAGGUCCUGUGUGGGAGAGUCUCUGGCCCGGAUGGAGAUCUUUCUCUUCAUGGUGUCUCUGGUGCAGCGGUUCACCUUCAGCUGUCCGUCAGGACCAGAGCACAUCGACCUCAGCCCAGAGCACAGCAGCUUCGCCAGUCUGCCGCGCACCUACCACAUCGUCGCCACGCCACGCCAAAACUGACCGUGUGUGUGUGUGUGUGUGCGCGCCCCCCAGUGUAUCUCCUUGUCUCAGCUCUUCGGAGGAAUGGUCUAUGCUCAAGUUAGAAAACAGUUGAAACAGUUACAAAAGUAUGUAUAAACUACAGUAAUAUCGGUCGUGUAAUUACAAAUAACUGUAAUAAUAUAGGGUAUUUGUAAUUGCGAUCUGGUAAAACAUGUCCAUAACAUACAUAGUCCAUCCUACCGGAAUACAGAUACUAUUACACUUACUCACAAGGCAGCGAAUGGAGAACUUGGUUGAGCGCACUGCGCCCAACACAAAUCUCUUUUCACCAGCAAGCUCAGACAAGCAUCCAGAGGAGAGAGUGUGAAAGACAUUGGCCGUGUGUGUGUGUGUGUGUGUGUGUGUGUGUGUGUGUGUGUGUGUGUGUGUGUGUGUGUGUGUGUGUGUGUGUGUGUGUGUGCGUGCAUAUGUUUGUGUGAGCGGGUGGAUAUUAGAUGACCCCAAAAGAGCCUCAUCUCAUAACCCAACCGUCCACCUCUGUCCUCCUUCUCUAAAACCUUGUUUCUAUUAAUUGAUGCCCUUAUGCAUAAGAGGGAAUGUCAACCCACUCAAUUAUGUGUAUGACAAUUAUUCUCAUU
Gadus macrocephalus (Pacific cod) is the source of this 2202-nucleotide messenger RNA. Its product is annotated as cytochrome P450 2C15-like. NCBI's taxonomy places the organism in Eukaryota, Metazoa, Chordata, Actinopteri, Gadiformes, Gadidae. The transcript has 9 exons. The record is from RefSeq and is a predicted model, not a curated record. Gene Ontology annotation, molecular function: heme binding; oxidoreductase activity, acting on paired donors, with incorporation or reduction of molecular oxygen, reduced flavin or flavoprotein as one donor, and incorporation of one atom of oxygen; iron ion binding. Gene Ontology annotation, biological process: xenobiotic metabolic process. Bases 101 to 1582 code for a protein of 493 amino acids. Gene Ontology annotation, cellular component: cytoplasm; intracellular membrane-bounded organelle.